This is a messenger RNA of Anthostomella pinea, 603 nucleotides long. The record is from the annotation of a GenBank genome assembly. NCBI's taxonomy places the organism in Eukaryota, Fungi, Ascomycota, Sordariomycetes, Xylariales, Xylariaceae.
AUGGCGCCCAGUAACGGCGCUGCCAACACCAUCUCGAACAAGGACGCACAAGCCAUGAUCAAUGUGUUCAAGUUAAUAAAGAAUCCUCCGGCAAUUGACUUUGAGACCCUGGCCGCCCAUGGGAACUACAAGAAUGCUAAGUCAGCCAGCACCAUCUGGAGCCAGUUGAGAAACAGGCUCAGUCUCGUGCCGACUCCGGCUCCUGGUUGGGGCUGGUGGUCCAGGUGUCCGGGCGGUGCUGGCGGUGCUGGCGGUGCUGGCGGUCCUGGCGGUGCUGGCGGUCCUGGCGGUCCUGGCAGUCCUGCGCGCCUGGGUUUCCUGCGGCUGCUCCUCCUGCUUCUGCAGCACGCAAGCCAGGCUUAUGGACAACAUGCAAACCAAGCCUACGGACAGCACGGAACUCAGACCCAUGGUCAGCACGCUACCCAGGCCUCCGGACAGAACGCACAGGCCUACGGACAGCAUACAAGCCAAGCUCUCGCACAGCAUUUGCAGGCCUACGGACAGCAGGAAACCCAGACCCUCGCACAGCAAGCGAAUGCCUACGGACUGCAUACUGCAAGCCAAGUCUAUGGUCACAAUGCAAGCCAGGCAUACGGAUAG